Messenger RNA from Dromaius novaehollandiae (emu), 4910 nucleotides. RefSeq names its product osteoclast stimulatory transmembrane protein (gene OCSTAMP). Bases 287 to 1717 code for a protein of 476 amino acids. The transcript is spliced from 3 exons. NCBI's taxonomy places the organism in Eukaryota, Metazoa, Chordata, Aves, Casuariiformes, Dromaiidae. Gene Ontology annotation, cellular component: membrane. The record is from RefSeq and is a predicted model, not a curated record.
GCCUCGUCUGUAACAGCAGCAAGACAGGAAGAGGUGUCAAAUCUACCCGGUGUGGUGCCUCCCUGCCCUGCCCUGGCAGUGGGUUAUUUCCUUGGGCUCUGUGCUCAGCUCUGGGCCUUUCACUUCUGGAAUCGCCAGCCUUUGCUGAUCUGAAUUGCUCUAAAAUGCUGCCUUUUUGAGUGCUGGCUCUCUAGUGAUAACUGCCUCCGUUUUCUCUCCUGGGUGUUACAGCAGCUGUAGCCAAGAUCCUCUCUGAGCGCAAUAAGGCAAGGUGCUUCUCUGGAGCAUGGAGGGGCUACGAGCGAGACUGGGGCACCUUUCUGCAGCUUGGUUGAGCAUUCGUGUCUACAGUGAAGACUUUCUGCUGCCAAAGGUUCACAGGACCAUGUUAGAUCUAUGGUCAGUUUACUCCAAGCCUGUCCCAGCAAACGCCAGAGAGCUGUGGGCCUUAUUUCUACAGUGUUUCUGCAUUACAGUGGUGAUAGGAGGCCUCUUUUACAACUGGAUGUUUGCUUCUCUGGAGUAUUCACAGCAUCUCUCUGCUGCAAUUGCUGUUUCCUUCAGUCUGCUCCUUCUACUGACCCUUUUCUUGGUGCAUCCUGCCCGUUGUGUCUUCAGUAUCAUCAUGCCUACUUUAGGCACAAAACAAGGUCGGAAGCUUCUCUUGUCUACCUGCAUCAUGAUUGUGGCAGUUAACAUAACACCGAACAUCAUAAGUAACAUUAAAACCAUACUGCAGGUUAUUGAAUGCAUCUGCAAAAAUUCCUCGGAGAGCCUUUUGAACUCAACUGCUCUCUUAGGGGAAGCCUCCUGGGAGUUUGGAGAUGUAAUCCAAACAGUUGUUGAUGACACUAAUGCUUGGAGGCCUAUGAAUGGACAUUUUAAAUUUGCACUACUUAAUAACAGCACCUUAGUUAAUCAUCAAAUGUAUCUUGCUGGUGAGAAAAUUAGGAACAACUUUUUGGUGGUUGAAACACUGGUAAAAGAUUCAGUACGAGCAGGCAACAGACUAGUCGCUGGCUUCUCCGUGCUGUAUCUCUGUUUUGAGUCCACCUUGUAUUUGAAAAAUUAUCUCACCAACCUCCGCUUUGACAAUUUUUACAUCACCAAGAAACUGGAGCGUUUAUCUGUGGACAGAAAAGCGGCUCAUCUGCUGACAGGCUCAUCCAAAAAUCUCCUUCGGCCAACAGGUCUGAAGUUGUCCCGGGAAGAAGUGAUGCUCUGCCUUGCACAAAUGAUGUUCCUUACUGUGGUCUUGAUGCUGAUGCUGGUCAUCAUAGCAACGGACCGCUUUGCGUUCAGCAUGGCAGACACUGCAGUGAGAAAGGUGGCUCAGUUCUCAGUGGUGCCCGUGACUCUCAGCAUCAAGUACAGUGCAAAAAUAAGGACCCUACCCUUCCUCUGGAAACUUUUCCAGAUUUCUUACAGAGAACCAUCAAUUCAGGACUUUGAAAAAAGUUACCAUCAUUAUCUGAGCUUCAGCUCUGCCCAUUGCAGGAUCAACCCACCAAGGCAUCCCAAUAACUCUGUGGUGCUUGUUGUUGGGCUGCUCUACUGCAUCAUCUACGCCACGGUGUUUCUGGAAACCUAUGCCCACCGCUCAUGCAGAAAAAUCGCAGCCUCCUUCUUCGAGAGCCAAGAGGAGAAGCGAGCACACUACCUCUACAACAAGCUGUGCAGGAAGUAUGAGGAGGAGAAAAACUCCAUGAGAAACUAAGAGUGGUUUUAGAAAUCCAAGGAUUGCCUGGGGCCUCUGGGCACUAGCUGGGCACAGGCUUCUGGAGUGGGAUCAGACAGCUGCCUUCUCUUGGACAGUUUGUUUUCCAGAGUCGGAGAAAUGCUCGGGAUCUGGCAAAAAUAUUUGCCAAAAAAGCUGAAAUAUUACAUUUGAUAUUCAUUUGUUAAAAACAGGCUAUAGAUACUUUUUUAAAUCUUCAGGGUCUGGAGUCAGCUGUGCCAGGAAUGGUGGGGAAGGGAGUAGAGAAAACUCCUAUGAUUUGGAGGACAGUCACAGCAUUAGGCAAUGCUAGAAGGGAAAUAUGUGGGAUUUGGGGUGGGGAAACAGUCCAUUUGCCUUCCCGAUCACAUCCAUGCCUGAGGAAGUACACACUUCCCUUUCGCUCUCAAGUUAUCCCUUCGGGCAGCAGGAGGGAAAACUCACUGGAGUUUUUUAAUUUUCAGGGAGUUUUCCUUUCAGGUUUCAUGCACAGAAAUCUGAAUAGACUAGAUGAUUCUUAGUCCUUAGUAGAUAGUUGAUCCACCGAAGAGUGCAGCUUCAGCCCACUGAAAGAAAUUCAAGACCAGUAUGAACACUAGGUGCAGAUCCUGGGCAUGGCUUUCCUCGUGCUGGAAACCAGUACAUAAGGACUUUCUGAAAUUACUUCUCAGGGACCCUCCAAAAUGAAAUAUAAAUAAAAUUGUUGAAGGACAUAAGCAGAAAAUAAGACCAGCAAACAAAGGUUAAUUUAGGCCAAAAUCCCGAAGCACUUUAAAACUGGCAGACUGAAACCUGGCAUGUGAGUCAGUGCUCUGCGGGGAGCAGAGAAGUAGCAGGACUUGGAUGCCUGGACUCUUCCAAACAAAUAGCUGUUUUUACAUGUUGUGUUGUCUCAAACCAUGGUAAUGUAUCUAAUACACAGAAAUCCAUCACUGGAGCUACAUUUGAAGCCUCUCUUUUGAAAGAGGGGCAGAUCAGGCCCUUCUGUAAAGGCAAGAGACAGGAAGAAAGGGAGCUAAAUCAGUGCCAAGUUAAAAACAAAGCAUUUUCACAGCUUCAUUUAUUCAAAGUGUGUCUAUUCUUUUCCUCUCUUCUCCCAUUAGAGUCUUCAUUAAGGUAAUUAUUUGACAUAAUGCACCUCAAUGAAAUUAAGUUGCAGAAGUGAAGUGGCAGCUUCAGCCAGAUGCAUCAUAUUCUCUCAGCUUUGGAGAUGCUUGAAAAAAGUAGGUCUGGAUUUUCUUUUUUCUUUUUUUAUUUAGUAUCUAUCUAACAAAACCCUGGUGUAUUCUUCUCCCCAGGUUUCCUAUUUCCCUACUGUUAUGAUGGUUAAUCCAAGCACCUUUCUGCCUCUGCAGCAACUAGGGUCUUUUGUCAUUAGGUGUGUUUUGUGUUCCUCUGUUUUGGGAAAGCAAAAAGAUUUUCAUGUGCCUUUUGAAUAGCGAAAAUUAUCUGGAGCCAGGGACUGAAACAGCUGUGAGUAGAACACAGGAGUCCUUUCAGCCUGGAAACCAUCCCAGCAGUGCAUUGCCUUCCCAUAAGCACAUUUCUUUAAAAGAUUUUUGCUCAAAAAAAAAAAAAUCUUCUCAGGAAGAGAUGCACAUUAAUCUUUCAUCAUCCUCUAAGAAGAAAAAAAUCAUUAUUUGCUUGGUCAGAAGCAUCUGGGGACCCCUCCGCCCAGCUUCCAAUUCUUCUCCCUACCUAUCAGCCCAUGGAAAAGAAAACUCAGAUGAGACAGGUCAAAGACUGGAGUGGGAAUAGUCAGGAAGGCUGUUUGGAAAGAGAGAGCAGGGUGUCUGGCAGAGCAAAGAUAGUUUCUCUGCAGACUGCAGGUGUUUGUGCUGCGAGAGGCAAUGAGAAGCAUCAGGGAAGUUGCCUUGAUCAAAGUCAAGUGCCUUUGCUGAAACUGCAACAAGCUACAUCUUCCCAUCAAACAGGAAACCAGAAAAAUAAAUAACAGCCCAUUUGAAAAGAUUCUUCUGAACCCAGCCUCGGCUGAGCAUUGAUGAUCCAGGGAUGGCUUAUCUGAGCAAGGAUAAUUACAUGAGCAAGAACAUCCUGGAAGUUUUACUUGACAGAGAUGGCAGGACCCAGCCAGAAGGAGGGAUGCACUGAAACAUUUGAUUUUGGGUUAGCUUCUGCCUCCUUGAACCAUUAGCAAAUGCCCUUUCCCUUUCUCUGAUUGAGAUACUUAGACCCAGCACGAGGAUGGAGAGGACUUGGGUUUGCAUGGAGGAGUGGAUACAGCCGAGGAGAAGGACUAACUGGACUAAGCACCACGCUGAGCCUCCCACUGCAUCCUCCUGAUGGGUGCUGGCCAUCUCCCACUCAGGACAGCUGUACGAUAUGUGAGGCAGCUCCUGAAACACAUUCUUCCAGCCUAAAACUGACCCCAGUUUGGAGCUGUUCUCCCUCUCUCCUCUAGAGUUUACGUCAGCUGCCACAGAAUUUUACCCAAUAAUCCUAAGAACUUUGAGCUUCUAGACUGGAGUAUUCACCAUCAGCUAAGCCUCGAUUAGGGCAAUUAUAUCUGCUUGAAAGGAUAAUAAUCAGUGUGAGGUACUGUCGCUCUGCCUGUGCCCCCAGUGACAGCCUUCACAAAUCCGUCAGGAAGAAGACAUGUGCUCUCAUUUCCAUUUUACAGGGGAAUUUGAGAUCCGGAAAGACUAAGAACAAGGUUUGAUGAAGUGCUUUGCAUAUCACACCAAUUCCAGUGAUUUCAGCAACAGCUACCUGUGUGCAGCAGAGCUCCUUUUGCCUGGCUGCAUCUAGAGGUCAGCUCACCUGCUCCGUUUUGGACAUCUGCCCUUGGGGAGUGAUGCCAUGGCUCUCCUCUGCCUGGUUACCUUCAUGCAAAGCUUUUUAGCUCUAACAGCCAUGUGGAAACCAGCAAGGGAAGAAUCUGGGUUUAAAAGGUGAAAGUCUAGUGAGCCAGGAGCUCUGGUGAGGAGGUGAGGGUAGGGCGGUAGAUGAACGACUGGCUUUUGUCCAAGAGAUGCUGGGUUUUGUUAAUCAGAGAGGACAGCAAGAAGUUUGUGAAGUGCUACAUGUGCAGCGCUGUGAAGUUUCAUGUCAUUAGUGUCAGAAGGGGUUUUCAUAUAGGAAGGAAAAUAUCGCUUUGAUGCUAAUCACUGAUUUUUUGGGAGUGAAUUUGUAUUGAUGUUAAAGUAUUCAGUAUGUGUAUAUUCAAGGCUAA